CGGCGGGGAAGAUGGUCUCCCUGUCCGUCUCCUCGGCAUGUACAGGCACAUUGUGCAUUGCGCAUUCAUUCCGCCGCUAUAUAUGGUAUAUGGACGUGCUGCAAAGUUGCAUGCCUUGCCCCUCUCCUGCGCAAACCCGAGUGAUCUUAGACAAGUUCGAGUUUCCAUUUAAGGCACUGUUGCAUCGUUGGCAAUACAGACGCAGUGCGCCAGAGCCAACCAGUCGGAUUCAACUUUAUCAAAUGCAACAGAAGGGGAAGAAAUUAUUCCCUGCAGUUUCUUCUGUGUGCUUUACCUCUAGAAAAUAGCUAAUAUUCAAUACCUACUUAUUUUUCUAGGCCGCAGAAACAAACGCAGGAUGGAUCCACAAAACCUUCAAUACCAAAUAAAAUGGCCUCUAUAUGUGCGUAUAUAUAUAUAUAUAUAUAUAUAUAUAUAUAUAUAUAUAUAUAUGUAUAUUGCACUCGGACAUUAUUACAGAGCAGAGCUCAAACAGCAUAACAAUAACUUAUUUUAAAAUUAAAAUAAGUCGAUAAUACCUCGUACAUGGGCCAUUAAAUCACAGCAUCAGUUAAACACCAUGUGAGAAUUGGCAGUGUUGUAUAUAGCCAGGAAGAACACGGCACGAAUAGGAGUCCCGCGAAACAAUACUGCUCCCAGCCGAGAGACUCCAUGGACAUACAUCUGCUAAUUAUUGAUUAAAUGCUAAAUUUUUAGUAUUUUGAGAUUAUACCCAGAAUUGUUAAAUUUAUUCAUAUAUGUGUUCGGUUUCCCCUGAUUUCAUAUCAAGCGGCGCACUGGCACAUUUUAUAUCAAAGGAAUUGCCAGGAAGCAAAAAGCAGUAUUAGAAUUUUGAUCAGGUUUUGAUUCUGCACUACUCCGUAGAGAAGUCUCAAUCUCGAGGUAAGAUACAUAGCAGCAGCACGCUAUUCCGAUUGCCUUGGAUUUUCGUGCUCAAUAUGACAUGCGCCAAAUACGUAGUUACCUAGCCAACUUUUUUAGAACAAAAGUAAAAAUAGAUCCCACUUCCAUCA
Messenger RNA from Blastomyces gilchristii SLH14081, 1034 nucleotides. RefSeq lists its product as uncharacterized. Bases 12 to 308 code for a protein of 98 amino acids. NCBI's taxonomy places the organism in Eukaryota, Fungi, Ascomycota, Eurotiomycetes, Onygenales, Ajellomycetaceae. The record is from RefSeq and is a predicted model, not a curated record. The transcript has a single exon.